Messenger RNA from Penicillium argentinense, 795 nucleotides. RefSeq names its product GIG1 family protein. Lineage: Eukaryota; Fungi; Ascomycota; Eurotiomycetes; Eurotiales; Aspergillaceae. The transcript is spliced from 2 exons. Gene Ontology annotation, cellular component: cytoplasm. The record is from RefSeq and is a predicted model, not a curated record. The annotation marks the transcript as partial. Gene Ontology annotation, biological process: N-acetylglucosamine metabolic process.
CACGGCAGUUACGAGCUACGUUGGGAAUUCGAGUGUGACAUAGCACCUGAACAGAGCAUGGCGCAGCCCUUCAAUCUCACCGCGCUGGACCACCAGCUGCUGGCCAUGACCGACGAGGAGUUUGUUGCGCACGACUGGGAGGAUCUCCGCGAUAUCAUCGCUCGCAACGAUCUCGGCGCGCUCAAGCGCAAGCCCUCCGAUCUGCGCCGAUACCUGGCCUGGAGUGCCUCCACCAAGGCCGAGUAUGGUUCCAUCAUUAAUUACAUAUGCCAGCGCCGACUGGGCUGGGCUUUUCCGGGGACAGACACGCCGGCAGAUACGCCCAAUGCCACACCCUCCGCAUUGUCGUCGACCGGCUCAACACCGUCUCCUCCGAGCGGCGACGAUUCCGCACCCGCGGUUAUUCAAAGUGGAGUCCCGUUCAGGAACCCGCGUCCAUUUGCCGAUCCCGAGGACUACAAGAUCCUCCGAAACGACUGGCCCUACGGCUUGGACGCCGGCAUUUCGCAUCUCGUCGUCUGGCUGCGCACUCCUAUUCCCGUGAAAAGUGCAGAGGGACAUCUCACCGACGAAUCUCGAGCGUUAAUCGAGGAUUUUGUCCAGCGAACUUUUGUCGAUCGCCUAGCCGACGAUCCGCAACAGCGCUUCAGCGAUCCGAAGAAUCGAGUCCUCUGGUUCAAGAAUUGGGUCGGUUUGCAGAGUGUGCGCGCCCUCGAGCAUGUCCAUAUUCUAGUGAGAGACGUUCCAGAAGAUAUUCUCUUGGAAUGGUCAGGGGAGAGCGGGGAUAAAGAGUAG